Molecule: messenger RNA, 1170 nt
Organism: Pocillopora meandrina
Lineage: Eukaryota; Metazoa; Cnidaria; Anthozoa; Scleractinia; Pocilloporidae
Source: the annotation of a GenBank genome assembly
AUGGCGUCGUUUCAACCUACAAACGUGAACAUUUCCAGAGACGAAAGUAUUUUAAAUUUUACAAAGUCCAGGAACACGGAGCCGACAAGGGAAGUUUUGACAGUGAUUCAAAUAACUUGUUAUUCCAUCAUUAUUGUAAUCGGAACGAUAGGAAACGUGAUGCUAGUAUUCGAUUUGGCUGCCAAACAUUACCUCAAAACCAGCCAGUAUUUCAUUUUGAAUCUGGCUACAGUAGAUCUCUUAACUUGUGCACUGAGUAUACCGUUUGAUAUUAGCCUGGUCGUGCUGGGUGGUUGGCCAUUUGGUCCGGUAAUGUGCAGGAUCGUUUAUCCUCUUCAAACAAUCCUCAUAGCUGUUUCAGUGUUUACGUUGCUGUGUAUGGCAGUGGAGCGCCACCGUGCUAUUCUACACCCACUAAAGCCUAAGAUACCCGGGAAAGUUAUAAUGUUGGUGAUUCUGCUUAACUGGGUUAUAGCUACUGGUCUGGUGUCACCAUAUGCCGCCGCCCUUACGAUAAAGGACGGUCACUGUGCUGAAAAUUGGCCUAAUAACGAUCCAAGAUACCCCAAAGCCUUCAGUUUAUGUGUGUUCCUUAUAUUGUACUUGAGCCCGUUGUGCGUCAUUACAGCCGCAUACACUUGCGUGGGGAUAAGACUUCGUGCUAACAGUCACAAGGCGGAGCUUCUCGUUGGAACUUUAAGCUGCAAGAGCCGCUUGGCCAAGUCUCGAACACAGAGAAACAUCAGGAUCGUAAAAUUCUUUGUUUUAGCAGUGGUGGCUUUUGCUCUUUGUCUGCUGCCUUUUCAGGUCAUGUGGAUGUGGAGUGACUUUGGAAACGGCCAAGACUGGUCACAUUUCAAUGAAGUUCUUACGUUCGCUAACGUAAUGGCUUACGCAAACAGCGCGGUUAACCCGUACAUAUUUGGUGCUCUUGGCAGUAGGUACAACUCCUACAACUGUCUUCGUCAGAAAAAUCGCAAAGGGCGUUACUUUGCACGUAAUACAUUUCCAUUUCAUAGCUUCAUCAGGAAAAGACGUUCUACAGGAAACAAAAAGUUAUUAAAGUCGCCUGAGAUAAGUGUUAUAAAACGAAACAGUCCAACCCCUAAUGAAAACCGAAGUAGAGGAAACAGCAAUCUUACCAAUGCCUUAUUCGAAUCAUCAGUUUAA